AUGUCUGUGACAAAUUUGGCCAAAGCUCUAGGCGACAACCACCUUAGUCAUCAGCUAGCUAGGGCGUUAAGAUCAAUCCUUAAAUUAAUUCAAGGAAUAUCGGCACAAACUGCAGAAUAUCGCGGUAAUUUUGACCGGGCCAAACAGGAAGUAGAUUUUGAUAAAAACCCUUUUGAGUAUUCGAAAACCAUUUUUAAGAAAGAACGCGGACAGCUUCUCUUGACCAACGAUCAAAUUUACGACCAUUUCAAGAGUACAUACGAAGUGCCUAAAAGUGUAAGGCUCUAUACGGAUCCAAACGAACAAAAACCGGAAAUUCCUCAUAUCGAUUUUCACGGCAUACCACCAACGUUAGACGAAAUAAGUAGUCACAUAAAGAGGAAAUCAUCUAAAUCUGCACCGGGCCCCGAUGGUAUCCCAUAUAUAGUCUUUAAAAAAUGUCCAUCGGUUCGUAAACACCUCCUAAAUAUAUACGGCAAAAUCUGGUCAAGGAAGCAAAUCCCGGAGUGUUUCGGGAAAGCAAUUUUUGUCCUCAUUCCCAAAAAAGAUCGAGUUACCGAUCCGAAGGAUACUAGACCGAUAGCCUUAACAAAUACAAUAUCUAAAAUCUUUUUCUCGGUCCUACAAACGAGAAUGACGCGAUUCAUGCUCAGCAACAAGUAUUUUAGGCCAAAUCACCAGAAAGGGUUUCUACCCGGGAUUUCUGGAUGCCUAGAACACAAUACCUUGCUGUCGGAGAGUUUGAAAGAUGCUAGAAAAAGCGAGCGGCAAAUUACAGUUUGUUGGAUAGACUUAGAGAACGCGUUCGGGUCGAUACAACACGAGUUGAUGCUAUUCGCGCUUAGAUGGUAUAACUUUCCACCCUUAGUUAGCGAUAUGAUUGCGUCGUAUUACUCAAAAUUAAAGUUUUCUAUUAUAACUAAAGAAGGCCCUUCAAAAAGUUUGAGUUACAAUGUAGGACUAUUUCAAGGGUGCUGUUUAUCUCCAAUAGUAUUUAAUAUUAUAAUCAAUAUCCUAGUAGAUAAACUUAUCAGCAAUGAGAAAAAAUGGGGGUAUCGGUUUAAGUUCAAUAACAAAUACACGGAAUCCAUUUUAGCCUUCGCUGACGAUCUCGCAAUACUGACACGUCUCCCCAAACACUGUCAAGUACUAUUGGAUGAAGUGGAUAAAUUCUGUGAGUGGACGGAUGGAUUGAGGACAAAACCAAGUAAAUGUCACUGUCUGUGUCUUGGUAGGCGGAAUACAAGAUACACCUCAUACGAUCCGGGACUAUCGAUAGGCGGUCAAUGCGUUUCUACGGUUACGGAAAAUGCACCAUUCAAGUUUCUCGGUCGUAAGAUUGAUAAUAUAGGUCGUACUCCAUCUUUAGAAGGAAUAGUAGAUAGCUUUUUAAAUGAUCUCAACAAGGUAGAUAGCCAGCAGAUCAGUAACGUAAAAAAAGCAUGGAUCUACGAUAAUUACUUAACUUCACGUUUGAAUUGGCCUUUCCUCGUCUAUGAUUUUAGUAAAACCCUUUUAUCUAAAUUAGAUGCAGGCGUCAUAAAGAUGUUGAAGUUGUGGCUCGGGCUCGCGCUAACGGCUGAUUCAUCGGCUUUAUUCAGGGAUCGUAAUAGUUUUGGGAUGAAUCUAAAAAGACCAUCGGAGCUCUACAAACACCUAAGAGUUUCCAAGAGACAUAUCCUGGGAAAAUCCCAUGAUGACGUCGUUACAUCACUCCCAAAAGACAAUGAUGCCCCAGAGCUAGAGUCACGACUUCAAUUCCAUAAACAAUUUAUGAUCGGAGCGCAAAAUAACAGAGUAGGGUUAGGAUCAAGUAGGAAAGUCCAAGAUACGGAUAUAUUAAAGUCUUUUAUUCGGCAAGACGAGAACGAUAAAUACAAGAUCCAUGCAAUGAGUUUAGAAAUGCAGAACGAGUGGUUAGACAUGGGAGAUUUUUGCAUUCCACUAGCACUAAAAUGGCGCACCCUAAUUCAUGACUGGUCGCCAGCCUUGCUAAAAUUUUAUCUCAAUGCGUUCCAGAUGACUCUCCCAGAUCAGAGUAAUUUAGUAAGAUGGGGUAAAGGUACCGAAAAAACUUGCUAUAUCUGCGGAAAGGCAGUUGGAACUGCCAAGCGUUUGCUGGUGGGAUGUAAGGUUCUCCUGGACAGCGGUCAAUACUCGCGUCGUCACGAUAGGGUUUUAGAGAUCAUACGUUUUGUGAGAGAGGGCACCAGAGCUAUAAAAUCAAGCGUCAAGCCUUACUCUAUCCUUAAAGCGGCUUCGGAUUGGACUAUCAUGAUGGAUACGUAUGAGAAACAAUACAAAAUCCCCGAGGAUAUUUGUGCGUCGGCCUCCAGACCAGACAUAUUUCUAUAUUCGCGUAUUUUAAAGCGCGUUGUGAUGAUAGAGCUUACGGUGCCUUGGGAAACCAACAUCCCCAAAGACCAUGCCAUCAAGGUCAAUAAGUAUUACGAGCUCACUAACGAACUAACUCGAAAUAGGUUCGUCGUUGAUUUGUACGCGGUAGAGGUGGGAGCGAGAGGUAUAACAGCUAAAUCUCUCUAUAACCUACUAAAAGACUUGGGCCUGUCCAGAACUAACAUUAAUUCAUUCUUAGAACGUACGUCGAAGGCAGCCCUAGUAGGUUCUUUUCAAAUUUGGUUAGGUAGGGAGAGGAACUUGGACAGUGGAGGUGAGCGUAUAACGCGCGUUAGUUGA
Danaus chrysippus (African queen) is the source of this 2697-nucleotide messenger RNA. Lineage: Eukaryota; Metazoa; Arthropoda; Insecta; Lepidoptera; Nymphalidae. The record is from the annotation of a GenBank genome assembly.